AUGCCCUUCACCUGGCCCGACAACUGCCAGCUCUGCGACACCUACGAUGGAGGAGUGUCGGGCACUGAAAAGGGCAGAGACAGUCCCCGAAGCCACGGCUCCAAAGGCUCGCUGAAAGCCAAGGCCUUCGACCCUGAGGCCUACCAAGACAUCGGGCUCACUCCGGCCCAGAGAACAGGACUGAUCUCAGUCUCUGAGCUGAAGGCGAUUGUCGAAUGCGUCGAGUUUGAUGAGCAGCACAUGGCCUUUGUCAAGAGCAAAUUGGACGAGCUCGGCAGGAAGAAUCCGGAGAUCGACUUCGACCAGUUUUUGAGGGUGGCAGGGUUUGAUAUCGCGUAUUCUGGGCAAAACGAGCAACUGUAUUCGUACUUCGACCCUGCCGGCCAGGGAUACGUCAAGGUUUCCGACAUGAAGCAGCUGGCCGAACGUGCCAGAAUGAUGAUCAGCGCAGUCGAGAUCGAGCGGAUGUUCGAGAUAACAGACCGUGACAAGAGCGGAUCGAUUUCGAAAGAGGAAUUCAUGAAAAUCCUGGAGGGAUCUGAGCCAUGA
Molecule: messenger RNA, 549 nt
Organism: Hippocampus zosterae (dwarf seahorse)
Lineage: Eukaryota; Metazoa; Chordata; Actinopteri; Syngnathiformes; Syngnathidae
Exons: 3
Coding region: 1-549 (182 amino acids)
Molecular function (GO): calcium ion binding
Source: RefSeq, a predicted model, not a curated record